AGCUUGGGAAAAUAGAGAAAAGAAAAGAAGAGAAGGCCCUUGGAUCCUUGAGUCGUAUUCUGUUUAGUCUAGUCAGGUUAUAGUUGCGUGUGUGAAAUUCCGUGUCGAAGUCGUCGCCCCAAUAUCAUAUGCAACUCCCGCAGAUCCAGCCCCCAACAGGAUCUGAUAGGCCAUUACCUUAUUUGUUGCAGCAAACCAGGUUGGACAGCACCUCCUUAACUGGCUUGGUUGUAGCAGCUGUUGGUUCCGGCGAUAUCUUUUGGAUUGGGUACCAACUCUUCGCCAUACAACGGCGACUCUUCUCAUCGCAAUUUACUGGCCAACAUGGAUUUCGGAUCCACUUCGACCGCGGGGAGUUAUUCUCAGUAUACUGAUGCCACCCAAUACACCAACGGGUCUCCAUACACCGGCUCGUCUCCCGAUACUGACUAUACUCGGUAUACCGCCUCUACCAAUGGCUCCUUUUACAACAUGUAUCCCAAUCCGGUAGCUGGAACUGUCAUCCUGCCGUGCGAAUUUGUCGGAAUUGGACCUUGUGAUGUGAACUUCAAUUACGAUGAGACCGAAGCCUGGAUCGAGCACAUAAUUGUGGAACACCUCCGGGACAGACUUCCAGCCAAGGCGAAGUGUUGGUUCUGCGAUACGUAUGAAUUCGACGUCAAAUCAUCUGUGGCCCGAAACGACCGUCGCGUGAACUUCGAUAUGCGGAUGUAUCAUAUCCGCGACCACAUCAUAGACGAAGGCAUGACGGCUAAUAACAUCCGUCCUGAUUUUCACAUGCUCGACCACUUGUAUCACCACAGAUUAAUAACGGAACAGCGCUAUCAUGAAGCAAGGAGAUGGACUGAAGUGCCAUGUCCGCACUCGCAGAUAAGGCAUAUACACCCUCCCGGCUAUGAGCCGCCGGAAAGGCGGCGGCAGCGGGAGAAUGCGAAUAAGGUCAUAAUAAAUCAUGAUAAAGAUGACCGACGCUGGAAAAGAAACAAUGACAAAAAGAAAAAGAAGGAAGAAGGAAGAAGGAAGAAAAGGCUAUAAGCAUAUCGGAAAUACCCAAUACAUACCCACAAAUGGUUCGCGAACCAUCGCCCCCCUCUCUAUGAAUUUUCAGGCGGACAGCCGACAAGGCAACCUUUCCUAUACAUGGAUACACCAUACACCAUACACCAUACAUCAUACAUACAUACAUACCCACUAGGUAUCUUUACCUAACCUCCCUAAUAAGUU
Molecule: messenger RNA, 1224 nt
Organism: Hypoxylon fragiforme
Lineage: Eukaryota; Fungi; Ascomycota; Sordariomycetes; Xylariales; Hypoxylaceae
Exons: 2
Coding region: 325-1035 (236 amino acids)
Source: RefSeq, a predicted model, not a curated record